CCCCGAGGCUCUCGCGGGCUGCUGCCAUCCUAGCGACCGCCUUUGCGCCUUGCGCCGCCCGCCCACCGGGGGCUCCACCGCCCUCUUCUCGGCCUUACUAGCCCGCAGCCUCGCGCUCCGCAGGUCCUUCGUGUGCGGGUCGGGAACUUCGCGCCCCUCACGCUUUCCCGGCGCCCGACGGGGCCGCCUCGGGCCAUGGUGCCCUUCCAGGAGGAUCCCGCCGCCGAGCAGGGAACUGGAGAGGCGCAGCCUCCUGACCCCACGCCCAUGGGGGCCGCUCCUCUUUCCGACCCGGGACCCUCAGAUGGCCCCGAGGCGGCCACUGAGAAGGUGGAAGUAGAACUGACCGGGCCGGCGGGGGCAGAGCCCCCGCCGCCCCCAGAGGGCGGCUGGGGUUGGGUAGUGAUGCUGGCGGCCAUGUGGUGCAACGGGUCGGUGUUUGGCAUCCAGAACGCCUGCGGGGUGCUCUUCGUGUCCAUGCUGAAGACCUUCGGGUCCGCAGACGAUGACAAGCUGGUCUUCAAGACAGCAUGGGUAAGUUCUCUCUCCAUGGGGAUGAUUUUCUUCUGCUGCCCAAUAGUCAGCGUCUUCACAGACAUAUUUGGUUGCCGGAAAACAGCUGUUGUGGGUGCUGCCGUUGGAUUUAUUGGACUCAUGUCCAGUUCUUUUGUAAGUUCCAUCGAGCCUCUCUACCUUACCUAUGGAAUCAUAUUUGCCUGUGGCUGCUCCUUUGCAUACCAGCCUUCAUUGGUCAUUCUGGGACACUAUUUCAAGAAGCGUCUUGGGCUGGUGAAUGGCAUCGUCACUGCUGGCAGCAGUAUCUUCACAAUUCUGCUGCCUUUCCUUUUAAGAGUCCUGACUGAAAGCGUGGGCCUCUUUUACACCCUGAGGGUCCUCUGCAUCUUCAUGUUUGUUCUCUUUCUGGCGGGCUUUACUUACCGACCUCUUUCUCCCAGUGCCAAAGACAAAGAGAGUGGAACCCAAGGGGGCAAGCGAUUUUCCCUCUUUUCCAGGAGAAAAUUCAGCCCUCCAAAAAAAGUUUUCAAUUUUGCCAUCUUCAAGGUGACAGCUUAUGCAGUGUGGGCAGUUGGAAUACCAGUUGCACUUUUUGGAUACUUUGUGCCUUAUGUUCACUUGAUGAAAUAUGUGAAUGAAAGAUUUCAAGAUGAAAAAAAUAAAGAGGUGCUUCUCAUGUGCAUUGGCAUCACCUCGGGAGUUGGACGUCUGCUCUUUGGCCGGAUUGCAGACUACGUGCCUGAUGUGAAGAAGGUUUAUCUACAGGUACUCUCUUUUGUCUUCAUCGGUCUGAUGUCCAUGAUGAUCCCCCUGUGUAAAAUCUUUGGGGGCCUCAUUGCUGUCUGUCUCAUCAUGGGACUCUUCGAUGGAUGUUUCAUUUCCAUUAUGGCCCCCAUUGCCUUUGAAUUAGUUGGUGCCCAGGACGUCUCCCAAGCAAUUGGAUUUCUGCUUGGAUUCAUGUCUGUGCCCAUGACUGUGGGGCCACCCAUUGCAGGGUUACUUCGUGACAAGCUCGGCUCCUACGAUGUGGCGUUCUACCUCGCUGGAAUCCCACCCCUGGUUGGAGGUGCUAUCCUUUGUUUAGUCCCAUGGAUACAUAGUAAGAAGCAAAGAGAUAUCAGUCAAACCACAGGAGGAGAAAAGAUGGAGAAAAUGUUGGAGAACCAGAACUCUCUGCUGUUGAAUUCAUCUGGAAUCUUUAAGAAAGAAUCUGAUUCUGUUAUUUAAUGUCUCAUAUACCUCCACCAGACUGGACUUGCUUCAGCAGUUUAAGCAAGUUAUCUUUUUAUAUGAAUUGCAAAUUUCCUAUUUUUUUAAUCACAUCCUAGGAAUAGCACAAUAAUUGGGAAAUAGAACUUGUAUUUCUGCAAGAACCAUUUUUCUGCCACUGAAUAGCUGUCUGAUAUUUCCAUAUUUCUGAAGGCAGAAUCUCUGGUAUAUGAAAAAAUGUCUGGAAGUCAAAUAUUGUGAGAACUUGAAGCUAUCUUAGUAAAAAGCAACUUUGGAAACUGUGAAUGCUAUUUAGCUUGUACAAAUAUUUAAAUAUACCUCAAGCUAUCCUGAAAGAGCUGUGGUUUGGUUGGGACUGGAAAUACUGUUUGUAGUCUCACAUGGUGUUCUUAGUUCUGAUAUCUGCUUCUUCAGCUGUUUGGAAGCAUUUUAUAAAAUUUAAACUUGGAUUCCGUAUAACAUCAGAUCUACCUAAAUCUCAAGUCUAUAUAAAGUUGAUUUCCUGUUGUUAAAUAAGCUAUGAAAUUAAGUUGUUUUCAUUUGCUCCAUUGUCAAGGAGCCUUUUUGGAACAGAUGCUAACAAUGUAUUCAUAUUUGAUUAGUGAGACAAAAAAGUAGCCUCC
Molecule: messenger RNA, 2369 nt
Organism: Condylura cristata (star-nosed mole)
Lineage: Eukaryota; Metazoa; Chordata; Mammalia; Eulipotyphla; Talpidae
Gene: SLC16A10
Product: solute carrier family 16 (aromatic amino acid transporter), member 10
Exons: 6
Coding region: 196-1743 (515 amino acids)
Biological process (GO): transmembrane transport
Molecular function (GO): monocarboxylic acid transmembrane transporter activity
Source: RefSeq, a predicted model, not a curated record